Medioppia subpectinata is the source of this 522-nucleotide messenger RNA. The record is from the annotation of a GenBank genome assembly. Lineage: Eukaryota; Metazoa; Arthropoda; Arachnida; Sarcoptiformes; Oppiidae.
AUGCGCAAAGUCAUUUAUGAAUUCGGUCAAUGCGAUCCAAAGCGUUGUUCCGGCCACAGGAUGGUCAAGUACAACAAAAUUCAGUCACUCAAUCUGAAGAGUCGGUUCAAUGGAAUCGUUCUAGCCCCAAAUGCAACUCAAUCUAUUUCUCCUGCUGACAGAGAACUUAUGGAAAGACGGGGAAUUGGAUUGAUAGAUUGUUCUUGGAACCAGAUAGAUUCGUUCGAUUUUAGAAAAGUAAAUAUUAGUUCUAAAAACGGUCGGCUGUUGCCAUUUUUGGUGGCUGCAAAUACAAUCAACUAUGGGAAACCAUACAAACUAAACUGUGUUGAGGCACUUAGUGCUGCGCUAUAUAUAGUGGGAGAGAAAGAAGAGGCUGUAGGUGUAUUUGAAGGAUUUUCCUAUGGUGAUGAGUUUUUGAAACUAAAUAAGGAUUUGCUGGAGAUGUACUCACAAUGUGCCAAUUCGUUAGAGGUUGUAAAACAGCAAAAUGAGUAUUUGGAAAAGAAUAGACGAAAAUAG